Messenger RNA from Cannabis sativa, 2951 nucleotides. RefSeq lists its product as uncharacterized. Gene Ontology annotation, molecular function: cysteine-type peptidase activity. Gene Ontology annotation, biological process: proteolysis. The transcript is spliced from 9 exons. Lineage: Eukaryota; Viridiplantae; Streptophyta; Magnoliopsida; Rosales; Cannabaceae. Bases 87 to 2513 code for a protein of 808 amino acids. The record is from RefSeq and is a predicted model, not a curated record.
UGUAUAUCAUUUUAAUUUGCUGAAUUGUCAUACUUUUAUAUUGUUAUUUAAUAUUUGUUUUGUUUUAUUGCGUAGGUACGUUCUUUAUGGAUGAUCCAAAUUUGAAUUUGGACCUCUUCGGUCAAUCUGUUGCUGAGGACAGCGAAGAUGAUGUACAACAAGAUCACCAAGAAGAAGAGGGGAAUGAAUCAGGCCCCGGUGUACGUGGUAAAUAUAUUGGUAGAGAGAUGAUAAAGAUGAGGAGCGACGGGAAGAAGAAGGAAGUCGAGUACAACUCAUGGGGUCAAGCUAUUAGUGAUGGUGCAAACAAACUUCAUAGUGAGAUUGGUAAAUAUGUUCGCCACCACGUUACAUUGCUUGUGGAUGAUUGGCGACUUAUAUCGAAAGAAGUGAAAGAUAAGUUGUGGAAUGAAAUGCUGAGUAUGUUUAUAACUGGCACAAAGACGAAAUCCUAUGUGUUGUCAGUUGGUGGUGAUAGGUGGAGGGAAUUUAAAUCCUACCUAACAAACUUCAUCUACACACACAAAGAUGACAAUCCACAACUUUUAGACAAGCCCCCAAAGCUUUAUGAAAAUGUGAUUGACCCUGAAGAGUGGAAAGCAUUUGUUGACUAUAGAUUAAGUGAAGAAUGGCUUGUAAAACGAAAGUCAGCACAAAGCAGCAGGAAACAAAACAAAUACAACCACCGCACUGGACGAGGUGGUGUUAGGAAGGUCCGAGAGAAGAUGGAGAAAGAAUUGGGUCACCAGAUAGAUGACGUUGAUCGAGCUGAUUUGUGGAUCAACAUGUACAAGAACAAGAAGGGUGAGUUUGAUGUCGAGACACAAAAAGUCGUGGAUAAAAUUAAUGACCUUAAAAAGCAGGUCGAAGAGGGAACACUAGUACUCGAAGGCUCUAAGGAUAUUCUGACCCUUGCGCUUGGCACAAAUGAACACGGUGGACGUGUUAGAGGCAUGGGGAGGAACGUCACCCAGACACAAUAUUUUAAGACCCCACGCCCUACCAAAAAGAUACAGUCAACAAUUGAUGACAAUCGAAUGACUGAGGUGGAGAAGAGACUUCAAGAGACUGAUGAAAUGUAUCGCCAAACUCAACAACAAUUAAAGGAACUUCUCCAACAAUUGAACACUCAACAUAGCAACGUGGUUGGGACUUCACAUGCAUCUGGUUCGGGUAUAGGAGGAGCAUCAAAUGAACAAGUGAAUAUUUCACUGCAGAGUGUCUCUGCUCAACCACGAGUGCCACCACCGAAUGUCUUUGCCCGACCAGUAGCACCACCACUUAGUGUAUCUAAUCUACCAUCAGUGCCACUUCCUGCAAAUGUCUCUGCUCCACCGACACCACCACCAGAUACAACAAUGUCUGAGAAGAAAGCAAAGUGUUCGAUGUACUUGGUUACCAAACAACCCAAAAAUAGUACUAAGUGUGUUGCAAAGGGGUAUUUGGUGAUAGAAAAUGUGACCACCUUGGAAUUACAUAAUGAAAAGUUUGACCCAAAGCGCUUUUGUCGAGUCUUCAUUGAAGAAGUUUUUUACGAAAAUGCAAGGCUCCCAUGCCCUGUCACACAAGAAAGCCUCACCACCGUAGGCGAAGUGGUGAAUUCCUAUGUAGCCUGGCCAAUUCCACUUGUCAAGAUUGAUGGUGUACACCAGACACAGGAGAAGGGCAAGAAGAGGGAUUAUGACAGUAAUAUGGUUGGUCCACCGACUCAACCUUUGAAACACCCUCGAAGGCCAGAUAAGCUUCCAAUAGCUCGUUAUACUCCGCCAGAGAAAAGUGUCACAUUGAGUUUGCUAGAGAUGAUGGUCGAGCAGUGGCCAAAGGAAAAGAAUGUCCUUGAAGUUGACAUUGGUGAGGAUGUGUUCGGGGUAGAGCACAAAACAUACUUAUCAAAAAACGACAUACUUGACAUUUGCAAUCUCAAAUGGAUCGGAUCUGUUCCAAUGUCUGUGUGGUGCAGUAUAAUGCAGCGUGAACUAAACAAAAAUGAGUUGAACGGUGUAUAUGCAUUUAUGAAUCCUGCAUCUGUGGCAUCUACUGAUGGCUUAGGGUACAACGAGCGUGUAGCUUUGCUUUUUCAGCGAUUGAGCAACAUACAACCAGAUCGAUUCCUUGUUUGCCCUUGGUACCAUGACGAACACUGGAUGGUUAUCUUAAUCCAAACGGGAUCGCAGAGUGUAGCAUUUUUGGAUUCCAGAAACAAAACCAUUCGUCAAGAUAUUAAAAGAUGUGUUCAAACUGCUCUUGAGAGGUACUACCUUGAGAAAAGAAACCGACGGUCAGUAGCAAUAAGCUUCACUGAGUACAGAUGUCCAGAGCAACCAGAUGGCGUCCAGUGUGGGUAUUAUAGCAUGAGAUUUAUUAAAUCAUUCAUGACUGAAAAUAAUCCUACACGAAAAUUGGAAGCAGAGUUUAAAAGGAACAUAUCAUCCUCUUACACUAACAAAGAAAUCAAUGAAAUACGUGACGAAUGGGCAAAGUAUGUCAUGCAGAUGAUAGCAGCAGGCAAAUGACUAAUAACAUAGAGUAUGAUGACCAAUGAUCGCUCAUGGACGAUCCCCAUGUGAUCUAAGAAAAUGAUUGAUAGGUUUGACAUCGAUCUUAGUUACUAUUGUCUUGCUUUUUUAGUUUUUAGGAAGUGAUUUCCAGCUAUAUGAUUAAAGUCCCAAGUGACUACUUGGAGACUUAUUUUGUUCUUAGUAUACAUAUUUUUAAAUGUUCAGAACAUAUUCUACAAAAGAUUGCAAAAUGUAAAAACUUAAUUGGAUUCCUUCUUUUGUAUUGCAUUACUAAACUUUGAUGGCAUAUUAUGGUUUUUAUGAAGCUUUAAUUCUUUUGAAGAGUGUUAAAUGUAUGAAUUUUCUUAUAAAAAUAUUAUUAUUGUUAUUAUGUUUUUUCAUCAUUGUUGGAAAUCUAAAUAAUAAAAAUACAAGAGGAGAAUUGAAUUAAUA